AAAAGAGAAAACAGACGGCGUGUGUAGUAGAAAGGAAGAAACAUAGUGGAACGCGAUAAAAGGAGAUAAAUUAAAAUAACCCAAUUACUGUAACAUUUAUUUUGUAAUAACGUGUACCUGUUGAGAGAAAAAUUCUUCAAAUAUUUUAUCCAUUUAAUUAAGUCAUAGUAUUUAUAAAUACCUUGCAAUAUGUCAGAAAAAUUCGACGGAGCCAAGGGUAGUGAUGGAAGCGGGGACGAAGAACUGGCACUCAAGUUGAGACUGCCUCCACUAGAAAUAAAUCCAAACGACAAUCAGUUGCAGUACAGUUACGAUCUUUGGUACAGUAAAAGAUCACUUGGCAAACAAAGUGAUCGACGUUAUGCUGAAAAUUUAAAGUUCAUCGGUAGGUUCGGUAGUGUGGAACAAUUCUGGGGCCUUUACAGUCACCUAGUGCGACCGUCUGAGCUUCUAGCUUCAUCUGACUUUCAUCUAUUUAAAAAUGGAAUUAAACCCAUGUGGGAGGAUUCAGCCAACAGACAAGGUGGAAAAUGGGCAGUAACACUGAGGAAAGGACUGGUUGAUCGUUGCUGGGAAAAUUUGGUACUUGCCAUGUUAGGAGAACAAUUUAUGGUGGGCGAGGAGAUUUGCGGAGCAGUUGUAUCUAUAAGAUUUCAGGAGGACAAGAUAUGUGUAUGGAAUAAAACAUCAUCAGACGUGGCGACGACAGCCAGAAUCAGAGACACUCUCCGACGUGUUUUGCAUUUACCCGCUGACGUACUAAUGGACUAUAAACCUCACGUGGAACGUCUUAAGUAUGCCGUCAUAAAGAGUCAGAGUGAAGGGGUUGUAAAGCCCACUUAUUGAUCGCAAACAGUCAAAGCAAGAGCGAUAGUAUUCGAUCAAUCGAUAAUUUCAAAAAGACAUAACGAUUAUUCGUCGAAUAUCCAUUGCAGGAGCAUUGAAAACAACAGAAAAGUAUUGUUAUUAAUUUGUAAAGCCAUUAUAAAUUGUCAUAAAAAUUGCA
Diachasmimorpha longicaudata is the source of this 1006-nucleotide messenger RNA. It is a transcript of the gene eIF4EHP, whose product is annotated as eukaryotic translation initiation factor 4E type 2. Lineage: Eukaryota; Metazoa; Arthropoda; Insecta; Hymenoptera; Braconidae. Gene Ontology annotation, cellular component: eukaryotic translation initiation factor 4F complex; cytoplasm. The transcript has 5 exons. Gene Ontology annotation, biological process: translational initiation. The record is from RefSeq and is a predicted model, not a curated record. Bases 190 to 846 code for a protein of 218 amino acids. Gene Ontology annotation, molecular function: translation initiation factor activity; RNA 7-methylguanosine cap binding.